GCGCUAGAUCGUACUGGAACAUGUGGCAUUUUGCCACACCACACCGUAGAUGUAUUAACAUCGUGUUGUUUCGUCUAUACAUUUUAGCUGAUGUGUUGAUCUGUCUUCUUGGUGGAAUCCCGCAUUGUAGUACCUUUAAAUUACGUCAAACCAAUUGGAAUCCAUAUAAACACAAUGCUAAUUUGUUAUAUGAUAAUAAGCAAAAAAACUUGCCAACGUUGUCAAAUGACCUAUUCCCUCUACAUGAAAAGGCUUUUUCCGUCAACAAUAAGGAAGUUAGAAGUGCUUUCCUUUGCGAACUUAUUGAACGCGGUCUGUUCCACAGUGUCACUGAUUUAGAAGGUCUCGAUGAAUUUCUCUGUGAACACGAGCUUUCUGCGGAAAGUGGUCUAGUCCCAGCCGUGUACUAUGGUAUCGAUUUAACAGCUGAUUUCAUACAUGAAGGAACUUUACUUCAAAUAUUAUUAUUGCGUAGAUUUCUGACGAAGGGAUUCAAUGUUGUUGUUGUUCUAGGUGGUGGUACCACCCUAAUAGGGGACCCAUCAUUUAAAGCUAGACGUACAAAAGCGACACUAAAUGCAACGCAGAAUGAUAGGAAACUGCACAAUGUAAUUCUUAAUCGUACAGCUGAUACUGUAUCCGUCAACGACAGAAACUAUAAUACCAUAUAUCGUAUCGUUAAGAAAUUGUUGACUCAGAAGAUAGAGAACAAACAUGGAGAUUUAGUUGAACCUAUCUUUACUUUAGCUUGUGACCUAAAUGGAGAAAAUAUUGAUACGGUCAUAUCCAAUCCAUAUAAUGUAGUGCUUGUCAACAAUCGUGACCUAUAUGAUAAGUUAUCUUUGACGGAAUAUCUAACGACUGUGGCUCGUCAUAUGAGUGUCGGAAGGAUGCUAUCAAGAGAUUCUAUCAAGAGUAGAUUACAAAUCGCCGAUGAAGGUAGUAACAAUUCUGUGCGUCAGGCAAACAUGGACCUGGCAGAGUUUAUCUACAUGUCAUUACAGGCCACUGACUUUAUCCACGUGUCAUCUAUGUUUAACGCAGUCAUCCAAGUUGGUGGUAGUGAUCAAAUGGGCAAUAUAAUGUCCGGGAUUGAACUAGGACGUAGUUUAGGUGCUCUUUCAAAAACAUUGUAUGGUAUUACGACUCCAUUGCUGCAGACACGUACCGGAGAGAAGUUAAGCAAAUCAAACAACGAAGAUCUAUUGCGGAUAAAUACAGACACACCUGCGCUAUCACUGUGGUCGCAUUUUCGAAAUGUGGAUGACAAGGCAGUCAGGUGUUAUUUGAAAUGGUUAACAAAGGUACCUUUAGAUACAAUUGAAAAAACUAUGAACAAUCAUGUCAACGAUGCUAAGAUUUUAUUGGCCAAUGAGUUAACCACGGCUAUAUUCGGAGAAGAAUAUACGAAAGCAAUACAUAAACACUGGAUUUCAGGUGACAUUACUGAUUUGUUGGCUCCCAAACGCAGCUAUAUUUCUGACGAAUUCGACUCCCUAAUCACUUUUAUAGACUGCGUACCUCAGUUGAAUUUAAACGUAAAUCAGCUGAUGCAAGGUAUUCCGUUCGGAGACAUAAUGGAUAACUUGCGGAAGCAAAUGUUGGUAUCAGGGCGACUCUAUAAUAACCGCCGUGCCAUACGUGAAGGUACUUGUCGUAUUAAUGGAGUUGUAGUGAAACAACCGGAGUAUAGGGUAACAGAGAAAGAUCUAUUGACCGUUUCAUGUGAGGAUGGUCGUUCUCUAAAUUACAUAGCUAUUCAGUACGGGAAAAGACAGUUAUACUUUAUUUUAGUUAUUUAAUUAUUAAAGAGCUAU
Babesia bovis T2Bo is the source of this 1817-nucleotide messenger RNA. RefSeq names its product putative tyrosyl-tRNA synthetase. Gene Ontology annotation, biological process: tyrosyl-tRNA aminoacylation. Gene Ontology annotation, molecular function: ATP binding; tyrosine-tRNA ligase activity. The coding region runs from base 21 to 1802 and encodes 593 amino acids. The transcript is spliced from 3 exons. Gene Ontology annotation, cellular component: cytosol; mitochondrion. Lineage: Eukaryota; Apicomplexa; Aconoidasida; Piroplasmida; Babesiidae. The record is from RefSeq and is a predicted model, not a curated record.